AUGGGUAUCUUCGGCACUCUCCUUAGCAAAGCUGCCGCGCCAGCUCUUGCCUUCUUGCUUUGCUGGUGCGUCGUCCGGAGGGCCGCGCUUUAUGUCAAACUUCGACAUCUUGGCGGUCCUUGGUGGAGUGGCCUCACACACUGGCCUCACAGCAAGGCAAUCAUUAGCCCCAAUUGCCACGAGUGGUACGCCGAUAUAAAUGAAAGAUAUGGUCUCAUUGCCCGCAUCGCUCCGGGAAUUUUGGUGACCUCUUCUCCUGAAGUUUGGGCCCAUGUCAAUAGACAUCCUGGAUACAAGCGCUCCGAUUGGUAUUAUCACGCUUGUCGAAUUGAGUACCAGCGUGACAACGUAUUCUCUCAAACGGACAAUGAGAAACACGAAAAGAGAAGGAAGCAAAUGGCGCCGGGGUACUCCGGCAGAGAGAAUCUAGACCUCGAACCUACGAUUGAUCAACGCCUUGAGGAGCUUCUCGGGCUCAUGAGAUCCAAAUAUCUUUCAACUGACAGCAAAGUCACACCAAUGGAUUUGGCCAAAAAGAUACAGUACUUUACUCUCGAUGUAAUCAGUUCUGUCGGGCUUGGGAAAGCGUUCGGCAUGCUGCGGACUGACAGUGAUGUGGAUGACUACCUGAAAUCUACUGAGGAGGGCUUGUCUGCUAUUAGUGUGGCUUGUGCUAUCGGCAUUAGCUGGAUGGCUCAGUCACCUGUCAUUGGCAAAUUCAUAGCUCCUUCACCUACUGACCAGAACGGUUUUGGUAAAAUGAUCGCAGCAUGCUUCCGCUAUGUUGACGAACGCACUGAAAAGCCAACGGACGAAAGGUCGGACAUGCUUGCAUCAUUCAUACGCCAUGGGCUAAAUGGCGAUGAGCUGAAGACUGAGGCACUGGAGCAGAUUAUCGCCGGAUCGGAUACGACCGCAGCUGCCAUACGAGGGACACUCUUGCAAAUCAUGACCAAUCCCAGGGUUUAUGCCAAACUACAGCAUGAAAUUGACGAGGCAUCAUCCGAGAGUCUCUGA
Messenger RNA from Colletotrichum costaricense, 1017 nucleotides. Its product is annotated as cytochrome P450. The transcript is spliced from 4 exons. Lineage: Eukaryota; Fungi; Ascomycota; Sordariomycetes; Glomerellales; Glomerellaceae. The record is from RefSeq and is a predicted model, not a curated record. Gene Ontology annotation, molecular function: oxidoreductase activity, acting on paired donors, with incorporation or reduction of molecular oxygen; heme binding; iron ion binding. The coding region runs from base 1 to 1017 and encodes 338 amino acids.